Messenger RNA from Pygocentrus nattereri (red-bellied piranha), 2250 nucleotides. It is a transcript of the gene cd59a, whose product is annotated as CD59 molecule (CD59 blood group). The record is from RefSeq and is a predicted model, not a curated record. NCBI's taxonomy places the organism in Eukaryota, Metazoa, Chordata, Actinopteri, Characiformes, Serrasalmidae. Bases 169 to 525 code for a protein of 118 amino acids. The transcript has 4 exons.
UGGCCAGGCUCCUCAUAAACCGGCUCUGUACUUAUCGCCACAGCCCCACACCUUGUGGGCGGUCCCAAAGCCUCAGCUCCUCUGUGCUCCCUCAGACUGACUGGGCGAGACGUGUGAGUGGCCGCGCUGCUGGAGGCUCUCAAAUAUCGGAAGUCUACUUGCUGCAAAAUGAAAAUCUUCGUGGGAGCGAGUUUGGUGUUUUGUAUGGCCCUGCUUGGUCUGGGCUCUGCGAUCAAGUGUUACAAAUGUCGGGACUACACUGGAAGUUGCACUAAAACCCAGGAUUGCAGAUUUGAGGACUCCUGUCUGACGCUGAAUGAGAGAGGUGGUGAGACGUACCGGCAGUGUAUAAAACAUUCAGACUGUGACUACAACCUCCUGUCACAGAUGUUUCCCCAGGUCUCCAGCUUCACAUUCAAAUGCUGCAGCUCUGACCUGUGUAACGGGGCAUCCACGACCACGACCAGUAGCUCGGUGCUGGGCUUACUGGUCUCCUUGGCAGUGUGGUGGUGGUGUGUCCUCUGAGUUAUCCUGCUAUUUAAAAGAAUUGUAUGCUGCCCCCUGCUGUGCAUACUGCUACUAGGCCUGAGCAGCUCUGUAAAUGUGUUGGAGAUGAACCAAAUCACUUAAACUAAAAUUAAGUUUCUGUGGUGACCACAUGCUUAAUUAAUGCUACAGUACAAGUUGUUCAAAUUUUAAAAUAGCUCUUUCCAGCUGAAGUUGAAGAUGAAUCUGAAGCACUCAAAUUGAAUUUAAAUAGUGGUAACCUGCUGAUUUACUGUAGUAGUAUCAUAUAAGUGGGAAUGUAAGUUUAAGUAGGAUAAAGAGUGGGAAAACCUGGAGACAAUGGAGACCACAUUUCUCACGUUUAUCAAACAGCACCACUUUAGAUUUCAGGGUUUGUCAUCAUCGCCCUAAAAGAGAUUUUUACCCUCUGAUUUUCAGAAUGGGGGCAAAUAAAUUUCUUCAGUACACCUCAAAGAUGUGCAUCAUGUUGUAGUUGGUGUAAUGCUGAAUAAGGAACGGAGUUUAAGCAGCAAUGGGUAAAAUUAAUUAUAUUUUCAAAAAUCGCCACCAUUGCACCCUUUGGUAAACAAAAUAGUUACAGACCCGAUACACGGUCUCCUAUGUAGUUUCUUCCAAAACGUCACUACAUCCUCUGAAUUACGAGGCAGUUAAGUGGUCUAAACCAAGAAUUUAUUGUGUGUAAUGCCAUUCAGUACUGUCUUCUGGGUUUGAUGGUAGAGGGUUCCUGAGCAAGCUCAAAAUAAAUCGGUUUCUGUGCAAAAUUAUACUUCGUAAAUGCUUAGUCAUCUAUAAACAGAGAAAUGCAUGUGUUUUUUUCAGAACAGAAACAGCACCAGAUAUUUCAACAGUUCCAUUUUAUAACAGUACUUGUUAGUAAUUUCUAACAAUGUUUUAUGUACACUCAUGACACCGGUGAGUGCAAACUGCUUCAUUUACCCAAUGAGCUGAUCAGCUGGCCAACUAAUCCAUGAUCAGAAGCAGUAAUGCUAGUGUCUCUUUUUAGCUGUGGAAAAGCUGAACCAGUAUUUUGAAGUCAAUAUAAUGGGGAAAAUAGGAAGUAGCCAGGCUUCCCAUAAACUGGUGUGAUCAAGAAAUAAAUAAUGCUACACACAUGCUGCAAGUAAGCCGUCAUUCCUGCAAACUGAGUCCUGAAUUUUUGCUGACCACAAGGUACAAUGGCAGUGAUUUUGGUUUUUGAAAAACAGAAUUUUUCAUGUAGAGAAAAAAUAACUUGCACUCAGUUGUUUGGACAUGAUGCUGACUACAAAAUGAUGCCCUCAGUGGGCUAUAAAGGAACGGGCAAUACUAAAUCAGCCCAAGCCUGAUCAAUGCUGGCCUUUUGCAUCUGAAAAUAUUAUUUGAUCAGCAUGUUCAUGUAUGCGCGCUAAUAGGAGUAGAAAAUGUGCUUUUUAUAUUGAUCAAUGAAUCUUUAGUCAAUGGUAUGCGGCAGUAUUGAGUUGUUUGUUUGAGAGGGAGGAAAGUUUGCAUGUUAACGUAUUAAGGCUGUUAAGUUGAAAUGACGUAUGUCACCGCUGCCUCACACUAAUACAUUUCAGUGAGCUUAAAGUAUACAAGUAAAGGGUUUUUAAUAUGCUUUACAGAAAAGCAUAUGGCUGAUUUACCCAACAGCACAGCGUGUUUUCAAAACAGUUUUCUAGGUUUGUAACCCAACUGUAAGAAAAAGCUGACUGUGUGUCCAAUAAAGUGGACAAUAUAAAACCA